Messenger RNA from Brassica oleracea var. oleracea, 1518 nucleotides. RefSeq lists its product as uncharacterized. The coding region runs from base 1 to 1518 and encodes 505 amino acids. The record is from RefSeq and is a predicted model, not a curated record. Gene Ontology annotation, molecular function: RNA-DNA hybrid ribonuclease activity; nucleic acid binding. The transcript has 2 exons. Lineage: Eukaryota; Viridiplantae; Streptophyta; Magnoliopsida; Brassicales; Brassicaceae.
AUGUUCACCUCUAUUGUGGAUAAGAUCAGACAAAAGGCGGCAAGCUGGAGUACAAGACAGCUCUCGGCCACUGGUAAACUUGUAAUGAUCAAGUCAGUAUUAUCGGCGGUUCCCUCUCACUCAAUGAUGUGCUUCAAGCUACCCAAAAGUCUCACCAAAAGGAUCCAAGCCGCACUGACAAGAUACUGGUGGGAUGCAAGCCCAGAAGAGAGGAAAAUGUGCUGGGUCGCCUGGUCGGAAGUAACAAAAUCUAUGAAAGAUGGCGGACUGGGCUUCCGGGAAGUUGAAGCUUUCAACGACGCCCUCUUGGCAAAGCAAAGCUGGAGGAUACAAAUGAAACCGGAUUGUCUCCUCGCUAAGGUUUUGCUUGGCAAAUAUUGCAAAGCAACGAACUUCAUGGCGGUUCAAGCUUCAAGCUCUUGCUCACAUGGUCGGCGAAGUGUUUUGUGUGGAAGAGACCUACUGCUGGAAAAAACGGGGAAGGUGAUUGGGAAUGGAGCUGAUACUCAUGGAGAAUACUCCACCCGAACGGGCUAUUUCACUGCACUGGAGAUGAAGAACACAAGCAACCUGCCUCAUACAACUCAAACCAACGUGGACUGGAGGAAAGAUAUUUGGACAGUGCCUCUACCUCCAAAGCUUCGUGUGUUUCUGUGGAAAAUCACCAAAGGAGCAUUGCCACUAGGGGAAAAUCUGGAAACUCGAGGAUUGACGGAGAACCUCACAUGUACUCAUUGUGGUAUGAAGGAAACAGCCUCACAUCUCUUUCUUCACUGCCAAUUCGCAGUUGACAUCUGGUCUGCAGCUCCAAUAAGCAACUUAGCGGUCAUCACCACAGCAUUGGACUUCGAAGAAGCACUCAAACUUGGAACAAAGCUGACUAACCUACCCCCUACAGGACUUCACAUGGGACCUCUGUUCCCUUGGAUUGUUUGGAACAUCUGGAUUACACGAAAUUUGAAGAUCUUCGAAAACAGGGUUUUCAAACCAGCGGAGACACUCUCGAAAGCAAUAGCAGACGCGCGUGAAUGGCAAGAAGCACAACCUGGGCGACAAACUGGGCCAAAACCACAUCUACAGGCUUCGACGCUACCAUUGCCUCGAACGGACGCCUUGAUUAUCAACACUGAUGCAUCAUGGAAAAAAGAACUCUUUUCUGCAGGAUUGGCUUGGGUUUUCUCAACACCAUCAGGACAUGUGUUACACCAACAGGGCCUAUUCGAAGAUUGUGUAAACUCAGCUCAGAUGGCGGAGGCCUUAGCGAUAAGGGAAGCUCUACGCCAAGCCAAAGCACAAGGUUUCAACAACGUCAUCCUCAAGUCAGACGCUCAGACUUUAGUCCGAGCCAUCAACAAUCGAGAAUCAAUCAAGGAUCUCUUUGGAAUUCUUCAUGAUAUUCUUAAGUUAGCUUGUGACCUUGAUGUAAUCUCCUUUCAUUAUGUUCCUCGUUCAGACAAUAGGGCAGCUGAUGAACUCGCCAAGAGCGCGCUUCUCAACUACUCCACCUAUCCUUUGUGA